Endocarpon pusillum Z07020 is the source of this 2634-nucleotide messenger RNA. RefSeq lists its product as uncharacterized. The transcript has 2 exons. NCBI's taxonomy places the organism in Eukaryota, Fungi, Ascomycota, Eurotiomycetes, Verrucariales, Verrucariaceae. Bases 1 to 2634 code for a protein of 877 amino acids. The record is from RefSeq and is a predicted model, not a curated record.
AUGAAAUUCGGCGAGACGCUCCGGCAGAGAUCUAUUCCUCAAUGGGCCAAUUACAAUGUUGAUUAUGACGAAGUGAAGCAUAUGAUCAAAGAAAGUACCGCUGGCGAAGGCACAACAAGCCCAGUUUCAAUACCGGGCCAAGGAAAGGCAAAUGAAGCCUGGGUCCAAUUAGAGGACACGCUCUUCCCAGUUCUCUGCAGUCAAUAUGAACGGGUUAAUUUGUUCACGAGAAGCAAGUAUGGUGAGAUGGAGCGUCGGAUGGACUAUAUUGACCGACAGGCACGGCUCUUCACUCGGCAGAAGAACGCACAAGCCUCCCAGCCAUUACAAAACACAAGAAGAUAUGCGAAAUUAGUACAAGAAGCGGAUAGUAUUGGUGAAGACAUCCAGUCGCUUUCUCGAUAUGUUAGCACGCAGAAGCAGGCCUUUAGAAAGCUUUUGAAGAAAUAUCGAAAAUGGACUGGAUCGUUGGCUCUGGAGUUACGGAUGAACAAUGAAAUAUUUAACCAACCAGGAAACGCUCUUAAUUUGGACUUUGUGCCCUUGCUCGAUCGUCUAGCUGGGGUCAGAUCCUGCCUGACAGCAUUGUCCCAGUCACGUGGCAAUGCAACACCAUCUGUGCACCCACACCGGAAGAGCUCAGCACUGGUCUCGCAGAAGCCAAGGCCAACUGCGUUACAACUGCACGAACGAUUCCUAAAUUCAUCACCGCUAGAAUUCGAUGCUGCUUUCUCUGCCGUACCGCUAGGGGUGGCUGGUGGACGAGCUUGCUACUGGGUCCACAAGGACAAUCUUGAGGAGGUGACUGUUCUGCUACGCCGAUAUAUGAAAGACCGCAAUGGGUCCAGUCCACACCUCGAUAGAAGUGAUCCCUGUCUUACCUCUCUGCCAACGGCACGCCGAGAUAGCGCACAAUCAGCAUCUUCCAAUGGUCGAACCCAUAUCGCAAUGUUUGACAACUUACAAAGGUUUAUUAAAGCGCACGGAGCUGUCACUGUAGGUCAGGCAGAGGAUCUUGUUGGCUCUGUGUCUUCAAUGUUGGCCAUGAAAAUUCUUUGGGCAAGUGAUCCCGAAGCCAUUUUGGUAAGCUCGGAUUUAUCGCCUUCGACUGUGCCAAUCCAGCAUCAUUUAGAUAUCACCCACAUCAAGAGAAAGGAACUCGUCAAGCUCUUUGAACCAGACGGACACUUUACGACUAAACAUCAGAAGGGUUGCGCCACUGAUUCAUCAGUCCCCGAUACCAGCUUGCAGAAACAUCGUGACUGGCUUGCCCAGAACAGAGACAUCAAGCCAUUAGCUGAAGUACAAUGCUUACGUUCUCGCUUUGCAGGUCUCAAUAAUACUAGUGAGGUCGGCACCUGGGCGUUGAUGGAUAUGGACAUCACAAUGUCGUCUGUAGACGUGACGACGAUCGGUAAGAACUUGUCUGGUGAUGCUACUGGAGUACAGGGCUUUCCACAUACCGUCUUAGAGCUCCGAUGGGAGUUUUCGCGUACACCGGAGAUCGUCCGAGCCCUAGACAGCACGCAUCUUGUCGAGCGCAUCAGAGGAUUCUCCCUGGAAGCUCAGGCGAUCACCACUAUCUGCAAAGCUUCAGACAUGCCAUCACCCAUGUGGCAGUCGUGGCUUGACCAAGACAUACGAAAAGUGCCACCACUUCAGGCGAGAUCAAACUUGCGGAAGAAUGUUCCCAAAGCGUUGUCUUCGGCACCGUCAUCUACCAGGGACGUCUUCUCGGCGGGGCCGAUCGACUCGUCUGCAACCUCACUACAGGGCUCAAACAAAAGCACUCCACUUAGCAGCCCAGUUAUUGGAAAGCAGGAGGUAGCCAAAACGCCACAUCAAUCUGAGAGAAAAGCAGCGCGGGGCAAGAUGCGUCAUAAAAGACAGCCUAUUCGGCGAUAUUGGAAUGAGUUUGACGACGGAGAUGAAGCUCUUGAGGAUCAAACCUAUGCAAUCUACGUCAAUCCUGACGAGCACGUUUCCUUUCCUGGGGCAGAGACAGUCUCGAAGGCUUUCUCUUCCAUGUAUCAAAGCGUUGGUCGGACCAAAGGCCGCAUCAUGUCCUGGCUACCGAUGCAAUUCCGCAAGCACGAUGGCGACGGUGACGGUGACGGUGACGGUGACGUUGAAGAGGGAGUGCGUCGGCCUCUGCUAGGCACUCGCAACAAAGACGUAGACUCUGACAAUGACGACUCCUCAGACAGUGACCAGUCAGUCCCUGCCGCGAAAGCUUCGAAGACGCUUCGUUCCACUUUCUGUGCAACCGGGCCUGGAGCUCGCAGGACAUUGCGCCUGCCGUUACGCCAUACCACCCAGCGUCAACCAGUUCGCGCAUCCCACGAAGGAGCUCUUUUCCGCACUUACAUAGGCUGCUUCGCCAUUGCCUUGGUUCUGCUAAUCAUGUCUGCCAUCAUGGAUGCGACGGGCAGGCACAAAGCCAAAAUGCAAGUUGAGGCUGGCAUCAUCGUAGGUGUGGUUGCUGCGCUUGGACUGGCGAUCAUUGCAAUCAGUCUGAUGAUGAGCAGAGAGGAGAAAUUGAGCAGGUUGCACCGGCUACUCGGAGGCAGUGCCUUUUUGGUGAUAUGUGCGGGAAGUGGAUGGAUGUUUGCUAUCGUGGGAGGGAAACUAUGA